AUGUCACAACGGCCCCCUCCCGAAAGGGCGGCGCAGAAUGCACAAACACUGAAGGCCUUGGUCAAACUCGAAGGAAACAAGGUUUGUGCAGACUGCAAAAGAAACAAACAUCCACGAUGGGCGAGUUGGAAUCUUGGAGUCUUUAUCUGCAUACGAUGCUCCGGCAUUCACCGAGGGAUGGGCACCCACAUCAGCCGCGUCAAGUCUGUCGACCUUGAUGCUUGGACCGACGAACAGUUGCAAAGUAUACUGAAAUGGGGCAAUUCUCGGGCGAACAAGUACUGGGAAGCAAAACUGGCACCAGGCCAUGUGCCGUCUGAGGCAAAGAUCGAGAACUUCAUCCGGACCAAGUAUGAAUCCAAGAGAUGGGUAAUGGAUGGUCCGAUGCCUGAUCCCUCCACCCUGGAUGAACACGGAGACGAUGAUAUGCCUCUCAACCUUGUUCAGGAGAAGGCCAAGAUUGAGAGAUCAGCUUCACAGUCACAACGACAAACGGCAGCCCAGCCACCACCACGGCCUCGUCAAGCAGCACCUGCAAACGUGGACCUCUUUGACGAUUUCGCCCCAACCCCGCCAGUCCGGCCAAGUACUACAGACAUUCCGACUCAGAGACCUACGCAGACUGGCCCGCCAGCGCCUGCACCAGCAGCGGCACCCAAAGCUGCUUCAAAGCCGCAGGACUCGCUGCUUGGACUUGAUUUCUUUGGCAACACCCCGUCGGCCGGGAUCGGUCGUCCUUCAAGUGCAGCAUCCAACCCUACACAGUCGACCAACUCACGUGGAGAUCUCAAGAGCUCGAUCCUGUCGUUAUAUGCCAGUGCACCAAAACCUCAGCCGGCUGCACAACCUCAGCAUAACCGAGAACCGUCGUUUGGUGGCAUGACGUCCCCUCCAGCGAAACAAGACGCUUUCGGUGGACUGGCCGACGCUUUUGGCGGAUUGAAUUUCAGCAGUGGCAAUGCAACGGCACCAGCACCCGCACCCGCCUCGUCAGCGCGACCGUCAUCGACGUUCUCAGCCUUCAGCAGUCUCCCCAGCUCGGUUCCUUCAAAGGCUACACCUGCGGCACCACAAAUCACUUCUCCACCUCCUCUGAGUGGUGGUAGUUUCUUCGAUACUGUACCGUCAAAGCCGCCAGCACCUAAACCGAACGUAACCUCGCCUCUACCAUCAAAUGGUUUGGAUUUUUCCUUCACGCAGAAGGUCACGUCUCCUCCACCAGCUCCAGCCGCAGCACCCAAACCGGCACCCUCAUCGAUUCCGGCCGACUUGUUUGCAGCUGAGGAGUUUGGUGGCUUUGCAAGCUCGGUCCCGACUUCGCCGCCUAAGCCAGCAUCGCCCAAGGUCACAUCCUCAGCAUCUGCCACAGCACCUAUUAGUUCCCCGUUCAACUUGUCCGCACAGCCAGCACCCGCGCCCAAGCCAGCGGAUCAGCCAUUCAAGGCCCCUACCAUUGCUCCGAGCAGUUCAGCAUUGUUUGAUCCGUGGGGUUCGGGUACUGACAGCAGCCCUUGGGGAGCACCUGAACCUGCACCUGCGAAGCCGGCUGCCCCCAAGGUCGACCUCGGAAGACCACCGGAACACAUUACGGCCAAUGACAUCUCAGGAGGGUGGGCCGAGCCUAUCUCAUCCGCCAGCAGUAAGCCUGCCCAUCAACCGACCGUGACCGCAGAUGAAGACUUUGGAGGUUGGACAUCCGCAGCGGGACCGGCAGCAGCAGCACCACCAGCGGCAGCAGCGCCUAAAGGGACAAGCAACGGCUUUGGUGCUGUACCCGAUGUAUUUGACAACCCCUGGGGAUGA
Exophiala dermatitidis NIH/UT8656 is the source of this 1803-nucleotide messenger RNA. RefSeq lists its product as uncharacterized. Gene Ontology annotation, biological process: intra-Golgi vesicle-mediated transport; endoplasmic reticulum to Golgi vesicle-mediated transport; endocytosis. NCBI's taxonomy places the organism in Eukaryota, Fungi, Ascomycota, Eurotiomycetes, Chaetothyriales, Herpotrichiellaceae. Gene Ontology annotation, cellular component: Golgi apparatus. The transcript has a single exon. Gene Ontology annotation, molecular function: GTPase activator activity; metal ion binding. The record is from RefSeq and is a predicted model, not a curated record. The coding region runs from base 1 to 1803 and encodes 600 amino acids.